UGCGAUUACUUGAGGUCAUUGGCACCGAGUUGCGGCACCGAUUGGUCCUUGAACUUGACGUUGGCUGUGGUCCCCAUCCGUGCGCUCUUCUUGACUGAACAGCAACGAAAAUGCUUAGCUUUGAUUCAGUCCAAUCAAACUGAUAUUUAUUACGAGCUUGAGUUGCUUAAGAGAAAUGUGGCCAAUCUCCCGAAUGAGGAGGACAUGAAGCUGAUGAGCCAUGUAUGCGGUGCUUUUUAUACGAAUGCCUUCGAAACGGUAACAGUUCAUGAUAAGGAUCGUUCCUCAAGUUUGCGAGGCCUCUAUCCUAUAGCAGCAUUACAAAAUCAUUGCUGUGUACCGAAUACCAGCCAUCACUUCGACGCGGAAUGCAGGCUCUAUGUCAACACGACUCGUCCGAUCUCUGCCGGCGAGGAAUUGACUAUGACAUAUACUAGUCUAUUUUGGGACACCACGUUGCGAAGGCAAUUUUUAAGCGUCACCAAACAGUUCUCCUGCAUGUGCGGGAGGUGUAGCGAUUCUACUGAGUUUGGAACUAAAUUAGGUGCUCUCUUGUGCGCAUCCGAUAAAUGUUCUGGACAGUUAUUGCCUCGCGAUCCGCUUAAUAUUAAAAGUCCUUGGGUCUGUGAUAAGUGUACCUUAACUAUAAAUCAUCGGCAGGUACAUUCGAUUUGUUCAGGUAUAGCAGCCGUAACGGAAGAGCUUUUAUAUAAAACUCCACGACAAAUUUUUAAGUUCAUGCAAAGGGAAUUAAUGCAUUUGGUUCCUCGGACUAAUUAUCUUCUCGCAGACGUAAAGUUUCGAAUCAUUUCCUAUUUCGGCAGGAACGAUGGAGUCACGUGGCAAG
Ceratina calcarata is the source of this 847-nucleotide messenger RNA. Its product is annotated as SET domain-containing protein SmydA-8-like. Gene Ontology annotation, molecular function: protein binding. The annotation marks the transcript as partial. The transcript is spliced from 4 exons. Lineage: Eukaryota; Metazoa; Arthropoda; Insecta; Hymenoptera; Apidae. The record is from RefSeq and is a predicted model, not a curated record.